This is a messenger RNA of Zasmidium cellare ATCC 36951, 318 nucleotides long. RefSeq lists its product as uncharacterized. The record is from RefSeq and is a predicted model, not a curated record. The transcript is spliced from 3 exons. Bases 1 to 318 code for a protein of 105 amino acids. Lineage: Eukaryota; Fungi; Ascomycota; Dothideomycetes; Mycosphaerellales; Mycosphaerellaceae.
AUGCCUUCGACACCAGUCUACAUCGCAGCUACGGCUGUUGUCGUGAUCGGAAUCUUCGCCGGUUACAUUGCUGUCUUUGGCAUACCGAAGGAGUACAAGCGUGCCAUGGAGGAGAAGGCUCUCGAGACAAUGGGCGAGAACAAGGCGUCGUACUUGACUAAAGAUGCGCUUAACAAGGUACCGGACUCCGAUCAGGAGGACGUCAAGGACCUGAAGCAAACUGGAAGCAACGCGGCCGGUGGUGCGCUCCAGAACCCCCUUGGAAAGCUAGCUGGCAACACGGCGGACGAUGCGACGAAGGACUUCACUGGUCGUUGA